Engraulis encrasicolus (European anchovy) is the source of this 1849-nucleotide messenger RNA. Its product is annotated as glycoprotein-N-acetylgalactosamine 3-beta-galactosyltransferase 1-A-like. The record is from RefSeq and is a predicted model, not a curated record. Gene Ontology annotation, molecular function: N-acetylgalactosaminide beta-1,3-galactosyltransferase activity. Bases 108 to 1181 code for a protein of 357 amino acids. Gene Ontology annotation, cellular component: membrane. Lineage: Eukaryota; Metazoa; Chordata; Actinopteri; Clupeiformes; Engraulidae. The transcript is spliced from 3 exons.
GAUACCUGACAUUGAACAAUGACACCUGCCACGUCAUUUUGUACCUCCCUGUAUUUUUGUGUGCUUCUUCCCUGAAGUCAUAUUGCUGCUGUCCCCAACUUCACACAAUGAGUCCUGGGAAUAAAGAAGAGACGGGAGGAGAGAGGGAGGUCAUGAAGAGCCAUGGCUCGCGAUGUCUUUUCUUCCUGGGCUUCAUCGUGGGUUCUUGCACCCUCUACCUCCUGCAGCUAGUGUGGUUUGAACAUCCAGGCCUCAUCCUGCAGCCUCAGGGGGCAGGAAACACAACGCUCAGCAAAGACUGGAGGGCGGAGGGAGCAGCAUUGAUCAACCUCAGACAUCCAAAAAAACAAGGAAAAGACAGCCAUGUAGCGGACGAGCUGUACAAGAAAGUGCGUAUUCUCUGCUGGGUGAUGACGGCACCCAAGAACCAUCAGACCAAAGCUCUCCAUGUGAAGGCCACGUGGAGCCGCCGCUGCAACCGGGUGGUCUUCAUGAGCUCCGUAAAUGACCCAAAUCUGCCGGCUGUAGGCCUGGGCACUGGGGAAGGACGACACAAGCUCUACUGGAAGACCAUCCGCGCCUUCCACUACAUCCUGGAGAAGCACGGUGACGAGGCCGACUGGUUCCUCAAGGCUGACGACGACACCUUUGUGGCGGUGGACAACCUGCGCUGGAUCCUCUCCAAUCACACGCCAGCACAGCCCGUAUACUUCGGCAAACACUUCAAACUCCACGUCAAGCAAGGCUUCAUGAGUGGCGGCGCGGGCUAUGUCCUAAGCAAGGAAGCAUUACAGCGCUAUGUGAAGGCCUUCAGCACCAAAAUGUGCACCCACACCUCGCCCGAGGAGGACGUGGCUUUGGCCCGGUGUAUGGAGAAGAUUGGGGUUCGACCAGGUGAUUCCAGGGACACACUGCACCGAGACACGUUUCACCCCCUUGCCCCUGAGUUUCAUCUGACGAGAAAGUUCGACAAGACUCACUGGUACUGGAUGGAAAAUUUCCACCGUCCUGCGGAGGGUCCCCAGUGCUGCUCUGACUUGGCCGUAUCCUUCCACUACGUGGACAGUGUCCUCAUGCAAACUCUGGAGUACUUCACCAACCACCUGCGGCCCUGGGGCUACCGCUAUCGCUACCGGCCAUCCCCGCCCCUUGUUGGCCUUGUUGGCCCAGUAAAGACUUAACCCUAUCCAGACUGGGGGGAGGGGUGGGGGUUAAAAGUGCCGCUUUUCACGCACUUCACUCUUCAAUAUGCCCCGUAGAUUUCUCUGCCAUAUUUUGGUGCCAACUCACCAGUUUAAUCCUAACACCAAAAAUAAAUCCCCAUGCAUGUUCGAUUGGGUUUCAUUUCUGGUUACAUGAACAACCUUUUAAACAUCAUAUAUUUUUUUAGAAUAGAAAGAGAUUAAAUAAUAGGAUGGAGAAUGGAGAUUUUUUUUAUUUUCAUGUUAGUUUUAUGAACCUUCUACUAUUACUAUAUUAUAUUGUCAUUUUAUUCUUAUGAUUUGGCUGGGGAAGUCCACAGAUAGUGACAUAUUCUUGUGUGUAAGCUUUUCUGUAAUGGGUCACGGGACACUCAACAUUAUUGGAAACAUGUGCAUCUACUUGGUGUGGCUGCUGAAAAACAAAUAUGAAAUUGCAUACGCUGGACAACAAGACAAUGGACAGUGGGCAUCUGGCCAUGGGAGACCCCAUGUGCACAGGAGAAGCUGACGACAUGCCCUGGGGGAAGGAAAUGGUUAAAUAGGGUUGCCUUUUGUAUUCACUUCAGAAAUUGCUGGGUGGAAUACUUCCUGUCUCCACAUAGUAACUUCUCCAGCGGUUAACAAUAAAAUCUGCAGUGCUCACCAUC